GAGAGAGAGAGAGAGAGAGAGGAGGCGGCGAGGGAAGAGCGAGUGAGGAGCUAGCUGCGGGGCUGCUCCGGAGCCGGCGGAGCCUCCUCGGACAGCGGCCCCGGCCCCGGCCCCGGCCCCCAGCCGCUCGCGUGGUCAGAGGAGACGCGAUCGCAGCCGCCGCCUGAGUCCGGCUCCGUGCGCUCCUCGCCGCCGGCUCGCCGGUGCCCGCGCGGCCCCGGGACGCCGCUGCCAGCUCGGCGGCCGGGAUGCAGCCGGGGCAUGGCCGCCGGGCCCCUGUCACCUGCCGCGGGGAGCGCUGAGCCCGUUGGAAGCCUGUCUCUGAGACCCUGAAGCUUUUCCUGCUGAUACUCGCCUUCCCUAGUAACCCUCCAUCCCAAGGGAGUUCCAGAAAGAACCCCAGGGGGCCUCCUUGCUACCACAAAACAGACCUCACCUUCCACUACCAGGGUUAAGUCAGAUCCGCCCGAGGAAGAUUCUGCCCACAUUUCCCUCGAGCUAGUCUGCAGGCCCCUUCGGCUGGGACCCUCUCCCAGGAGCUGCCCAUCUGCAAACAGAGAGCCCACAGUGCCUCGGGAAAAAUUGGCUGAAUAAAAGGGCAAUCAGGACGCCACGGCUCCGCCUGAAGCGAUGGCCCAGCCCUACCCCCCGGCCCAGUACCCGCCUCCACCACAGAACGGCAUCCCCGCCGAGUACGCCCCGCCUCCACCGCACCCCACGCCGGACUACUCGGGCCAGACCCCGGUCCCCCCGGAGCACGGCAUGACCCUGUACACACCAGCACAGACCCACCCGGAGCAGCCGAGCAGUGAGACCAGCACACAGCCCAUUGCAGGGGCCCAGACAGUGCCGCAGACAGACGAGGCGGCACAGACGGACAGCCAGCCGCUCCAUCCCUCCGACCCCACAGAGAAGCAGCAGCCCAAGCGGCUACACGUCUCCAACAUCCCCUUCCGGUUCAGGGACCCCGACCUGCGGCAAAUGUUCGGGCAAUUCGGAAAAAUUUUAGACGUGGAGAUCAUUUUUAACGAGCGGGGCUCCAAGGGUUUUGGGUUUGUAACUUUUGAAACUAGCUCAGAUGCUGACCGAGCCCGGGAGAAGCUGAAUGGGACGAUCGUAGAGGGACGGAAAAUUGAGGUCAAUAACGCCACAGCCCGAGUCAUGACCAACAAGAAGACUGCCAACCCCUAUACCAACGGCUGGAAGCUAAACCCGGUGGUAGGGGCAGUCUACGGACCUGAAUUCUAUGCAGUGACGGGGUUCCCGUACCCCACCACCGGCACAGCCGUUGCCUACAGGGGCGCGCACCUACGGGGCCGGGGCCGGGCUGUGUACAACACGUUUCGGGCUGCGCCGCCCCCGCCCCCCAUCCCUACUUACGGAGCGGCACUGGAGCAAACGCUUGUUAAAAUGCCAGUCCCAUGGGCAGGGCUGGCACCCUGCCCCCUCCCUCCUCAGCAGACACCGGAGCCGGCCUACCCCACCUCUCCAGCGUUCCCACCACUUUCUUGUCCGUUUGCUUCCAGGGUCGUGUAUCAGGAUGGCUUUUAUGGUGCUGAGAUUUAUGGAGGCUAUGCCGCCUACAGAUACGCUCAGCCCGCAGCAGCCGCGGCCGCCUACAGUGACAGUUAUGGCAGAGUCUACGCAGCUGCUGACCCCUACCAUCACACCAUCGGCCCCGCGGCGACCUACAGCAUCGGAACCAUGUGAAAGCUUCCACCGUUUCCUUCUUGGACCAUGAAGGGCAAAAACAAAAAAACACAAAAAAAUCACAAAACAAAAAACAAAACAAAAAAAGAUGUUCAGAUCCAAGCAACAAAACAACCAACCAAACCGAGAAGCACCCACCACGUCCGAGUCCGCGAGCCCGCGAGCCGUCGCAGCGCAGCGAGGGAGCAGGUCCGCGGCCCCCGGCCGCCCGCCGGCAGCGCGCUGGCAGGAGGGAGGCGGGAGGGGAGGGACUCCGUUUUCUACCAAGUCUUCCUUCCGGGCCCCACUCGAGGCAGCGUGGGCCAGUGGCGAGCGGCUGCAGGCCCAAGCAGGAAGAGUGGCCAGCAGGACUCGACCUUGGCUGCCGACUGUGCCAGCGGAGGGACGGCUGGGUGGGCGCGGGGACGGGGGCUGCUUUUCAUCUCGGGGCUUCGGCUGUGCCCAGUCACCCUGUGUCUUGCGCUCUGGGCCCCGGCUACCCCUCCUGCCGCGCCGCCAACACCUGUGUCCUGCGAACCUGGGGAGGAGUUUGCAGCCACUGGAGGCUGUCCAACCAGCAGCCCCGGGGUCCGACCUCAACACCAAGGGCUGAUAUGUUUCCAGAACUACAGGGCACCCAGGCCCCCUCCCUCCACACGAGGGGGCUCUGGCUGCCCAGCAAGGGGUGAGGGCCUUGAGGCCGAGGUCUUGUUCCGACUGGUCGUUUCUGUUUCCCUUUCUGGAGGAGGCCCUGGGCCUGGUCUAGGAGAGGGAAGGCCAGCCUCAUGCUGCAGCUGGGUCGAGCCCUCUGGCCCCUGCCCUGCAGGGCCCCGUCCUGCAGAGGAACAGAGGGACAGGCCGGUGCCUGGCUGCACGGCAAGGGUUCGGGUCACGGUGCUAUGGGUCUGGACGGCACGUCCGAGCAGGGAGAACCAGGGGUGGGGGAAGGCCUGGGCGGUCCACCGCCCCCUCCCCUGCUCCUGGCUCAGGUCCCAGAGUCGCGGGGGCAGCAGAUGGCAGGCAGCAGGGAGGAGCCACUGGCCAGGCAGGGGGAGAGCUGGAGUCGGGGGAGCAGCAAAAAAUAACAAAAGAUGUAGGCUCCCCACAGGGCUCCACUGUCUCAUGAAACUUAAAAAGUAAAAAAAAUACACCUCACUUUAUAUUCAGCAUCAGCUCCUGAAGCUACUGAGAUGAGGCUCCUUUUCUAUUCCCGGUGUACAUAGCCCCGCCCUGCCUCCGGCUUCGUCCUCUGUACAGGCCCCUCCACCCUCUGCUGUUCGGGACCCUUUUCUUGCAGCAGCUCCACCCCCGGCCCUGCGCCCUCCCACCCCUCUCACCCCCGGGACUGCAGCAA
This is a messenger RNA of Balaenoptera acutorostrata (minke whale), 3043 nucleotides long. It is a transcript of the gene RBFOX3, whose product is annotated as RNA binding fox-1 homolog 3. The record is from RefSeq and is a predicted model, not a curated record. Lineage: Eukaryota; Metazoa; Chordata; Mammalia; Artiodactyla; Balaenopteridae. Gene Ontology annotation, molecular function: mRNA binding. The coding region runs from base 631 to 1710 and encodes 359 amino acids. Gene Ontology annotation, biological process: regulation of alternative mRNA splicing, via spliceosome; nervous system development. Gene Ontology annotation, cellular component: cytoplasm; nucleus. The transcript has 15 exons.